Osmerus eperlanus (European smelt) is the source of this 2722-nucleotide messenger RNA. It is a transcript of the gene apcdd1l, whose product is annotated as adenomatosis polyposis coli down-regulated 1-like. Gene Ontology annotation, molecular function: Wnt-protein binding. The transcript is spliced from 5 exons. The record is from RefSeq and is a predicted model, not a curated record. Gene Ontology annotation, cellular component: plasma membrane. Gene Ontology annotation, biological process: negative regulation of Wnt signaling pathway. Lineage: Eukaryota; Metazoa; Chordata; Actinopteri; Osmeriformes; Osmeridae. The coding region runs from base 1 to 1707 and encodes 568 amino acids.
AUGUCUCAUCCCUUGGCUCUGGGCUUCAUCCAGGCCAGGAGAGAGAGAGAGAGAGAGAGAGAGAGAGAGAGAGAGAGAGAGAGAGAGAGAGAGAGAGAGUUGUGUGUCUGUGUGUGUGCGCUCUGGAUCAGCGGGACCAUGUCAAGUGGACUUUUCACUCACCUGCUGAAGGGACUGUGGCUCUGGCAAGCAGCGCUCCUCGCCAGCAGCAGUAAGCUAUGGGAGGUUCCCUCCGCCCCCUUCUCCUCUUCCUCCAAUCACACUGCCAGCAUGCAGUGGGAGCCGCUUUGCCAACGACGCCACCUACAGGACGGGGUGAAAAUCACAGCCGACAUUCCCCCUAGACUGGAGGGGAACUGGGUGUCAACCAGGUGUGAGGUGCGGCCCGGCCCGGAGUUCCUGACGCGUUCCUACACCUUCCACGCCAGCCGCCACCUCCGCGCCCUGCAGCACUACUACAGCGACAGCGCCUGCCAGCAGCCCACCUACUCCCUGCUGGUCCGCGCCAAGCUGCGGCUCCGCCAGGCGUCCUGGGUGACCCGGGGGGCCACCGAGGCUGAUCACCACCUCCAGAAGGUGGGCAUGGUGGUCCACAGCCCCGGGGCCACGCACCACCUCAGCGCCCGGCUACCGGAGGUGUGUGUGGGGCUGGGGCUCGGCCGCAUGGUGCCCGGGAAGCUGUAUGAGCUGCACAACGCCCGGGCCGGCAGGGCCUGUCUGGGGGCUCUGGGGUUCUCCAUGGGGGAGCUGGGUCUGGUGAGGGUGGAGACCCAGCACCACCCUCAUGGAGGGAAUGUGCAGGAGCUGUUCCUGGGGGAUGUGCAUACUGACUGGGCUCAGAGGACACAUCACCGCCCUGCUGGCUACCAGCUGCCACUGCAGAACGCCAUGCACCACGUCCACCCCUGCCCUGUCUGUGCCCUGGUGUUCCGCUCCUCAGAACAGCACCCCCCGGUGUUGCCCCUGCCGCACGCCGGCCCCAUAUCCCUGUCCGGUCGCUGGGUGAGUCAGCGCUGCGAAACCCGCCCAUCCGUCCUCUUCCUCACCAGAGAGUUCACCUUCACCCCCGAGCACCACGGCUGGGAGGGGGUGUACCGCCACUACUCUGACCCCACCUGCACCCGGCCUACCUUCGCCCUGCGGGCCUCGGGUCACUACGCCCAGACGGGCCCCUCGGGGAAGGUCGCUGGAGGGACGGAGUUCGUCUUCAAGGUGACGGAGGUGAGGGUGACGGCUCUGGAGGAGGCCACGGUGAGGCUGCUGAACGGCAGCCGUCCCGUGGGGAGCUGUGGCGGGGCAGGGGGCUGGGCGCUGGGGGUGGAGCGGGACUUGACACCCACCAACGGAUGCACGGCCCUGGGAAUCAAGCUGCCCCACAAGGAGUAUGAGCUGUUGAAGGUGGAGCUCGACCACAGAGGGCGCCCCCUGCUGUUCAACGGAGAGAGGCCGACGGAUGGCUCCAGCCCUGACCGGCCCCAGAGGAGACCCACCUCCUACCAGGCUUCCAUGGUGCUGUGCGGCCAGGAGCAGACAGUGGCUAUGCCCUCCCAUCACUUCCGCAAGCAGGACCGCCUCGUUCUGGGAUCUGGUGCUGCUUCUGGGACCCAGCGGAUCCAGUUGGCGACCAGUGGAGGGGAGGGGCUGGUGCUCAUGCCAGCCCUGGUCCUGGUGUCGACACUGUGGGGGUGGUAUCACUGUGGGGUGUAGCCAGUUCCACAGGGCAGCAGAGGACCCCCACACAGCUGAGGGGGAGGAUGGAGCAGGCGGGGGUGUUUGAGACAGACUCACAGUCACACCACCCUGCCAGGACCCAGCCCUACAGGACCACUUGAUGAAUGACUGCUCACUGAGAUUGUGAGGGGAUUGUUUUUAGGAAAGAACGGGGAUUAUAGCUAUAUUUUACUGUCUGUAGUUCUUAUCCAAUGCUUUUUUCAUAUAUAAAUUUACGUUCUGAUUCUAAACCGUGUUUAAAACUGACCCCAAGGCUGUAAUGCCAUGACUUUAUUUCGUGUAUUUUCCAAUGAACAUAUCUGCAAAACUAAGAUCUGUAGAGAGACCUGUAUACAAGUCUCACACUGUAACUAUCUUUUAAAUGUAUCAGAUUGUCUUUUAGGAUUCGAGGCCUUUGUUUCAGUACAAACUGUCUAGGAUGAAUAGGCAUGAUGGAGGAAAAAGGUUAGAAAGUGUUCUUCCAGUAAAAUGAGUAUUAGAAGAAGGCUGUUUACCAACAUCUCACAUCUGACUGCAAAUGGCAGGCAUUCCACUGGAUAUGAUAUUGGGAUGAUCCUUCUCUUCUGGCCACAGUACAAAGGACAUCCAAACAGAACGUUAAACUGUCAUGGACUAGAUGAAACAGAGAAGGAGACAAAUAACGUAUAAAUGUCUAGUCAUGCCUGCAGACAACUGAACAACAGAGGCCUUGUGGUGUAUUUUCUUUGUUUCAAAAGUUGUGGCGCUCACAUAUAUCAUAUGACUGCCUUGUAUGAUUGAAAAAAACGAUAUAUUUAUUAUCAUAAAAUUAUAGUAAUUUUGAUGCUGUAAGGGAAAACAUUGCUGUAAUUAUUGUUUUGGUGGUUGUAUGUUUUUGUCAGACACCCGUAUAUCUGUUUCAUUCAGCUCACUGUAAAACCUGUCUGUUUUUAUUCAUCUGUCAUAUACAGUUACUAAUAUUAUACCUUGGGAAUUGUCUCUAAUAUGGCGCAUUAAAGAAAAUUAUCUUUCA